Molecule: messenger RNA, 522 nt
Organism: Heterobasidion irregulare TC 32-1
Lineage: Eukaryota; Fungi; Basidiomycota; Agaricomycetes; Russulales; Bondarzewiaceae
Exons: 4
Source: RefSeq, a predicted model, not a curated record
UAUUAUGGGGACCUUGCCAGCCCGUUGCAUCUCGUCAAGUCGAUGAUAUACGGAUUGCAGACGCUCGGCGAUGGAGUCAUGGUAUGGAGAUGCUACAUCAUAUACGACAAGAGGAAAGCAAUCAUUUUUGCAUACGGACCUCCCCUCCUUGGAAGCGCGAUCACGGUCUUCUCGAUCCUGGUGGCAUUCUCACGAUAUACACCAGGGACUGAGAUAUUCGACACCGCGCGUGCAUGGAUCACAACGUGGGUCGUAUUGACCAUGACCAUCAACGUUACCAGUACCAUCGCAAUCGUGUACCGUAUAUUGCCAAGAAGGCUCCCAGAAACUACGCAACAAAGUAUUCUUCCAGUGGCAGCUGUCAUCGUCCAGUCUGGGGCCUUGUAUGCCUCAGGCGUGCUCGGACUGCUGAUCACGUAUCUUGCGGGAACCAACGGACAGUACGCGGUCUUAGACCUUUGCUGUCCUCUAGUGGUCAGUACGAUCCUCCUCCCUCACCCGAGGCCUUCUAUCCCAAUCUGA